Amphiprion ocellaris (clown anemonefish) is the source of this 2714-nucleotide messenger RNA. RefSeq lists its product as uncharacterized. Lineage: Eukaryota; Metazoa; Chordata; Actinopteri; Pomacentridae. The record is from RefSeq and is a predicted model, not a curated record. Gene Ontology annotation, molecular function: protein binding. The coding region runs from base 45 to 1787 and encodes 580 amino acids. The transcript has 9 exons.
CUUUCCACCAAUCAAAUCAUUGUUUCCCCCCUGAUACUGGACACAUGAGCAGCGCCAUCUCUCUCCUCCUCAGCUCACAUUCACCUGGAUUUCUGAAGGAGUCAUCUUGUCCUGUCACUACUUGGAUUCACACUCAGAGGCUUGAUCUCCUGGAGAUGGCAAGCUUUCCUCAUAGAUGCCAUGGCAACUUUGCACAAAGGCGAGCCACCCUGUUGCCACGGGAAGCCAAGUGCAGAGUACGCCUGAAGCUGGAGGCCAUGUCAUCUGAGACUGAUCCAGAUCUUGCAACCACCACAGAGGAGCAAACCCCUCAGGAAGAAAAGCCCUGCAGUGCUGAAUUUUGUAAGAUGGAAAAGGAGUCUUGCGACAGAAAUGCCAAAGCAGCGUCUCCAUCAUCUGAAAAAAGGGAAAAGAGUCCAGACAAAAAUGCAAAAGCUUUACUGAAGAGAAUAAGGAUUCAUCCAGAGGCUCAGAGGAUUCUGGGUAAUUCCUGCAUAGCCGUAGUGAGCCUGGAGCGUCUCAACUUCCAGUCUGUGUCCUUAUCAUGUUUGCAGCCUGUGGUGUCUCUGGUACGGUUGCCAUGCCAAUCACAAGCUGAGCUCCACGAUGAUGUGUCUUUAAAUUGUCCGCAACAGAAUGGGUUCACGGAAAAAGAGGCUGAUAUUUUAGAAAUAAGAGAAGGGUCACCCCAGCUGGCUGAUCUGAGUCAAACAAAAAUAACACCAUUAUCCUGGACUGAACCCUACUGUCCUUACAGCUCCAUGUCUGGAGAACCAGAACAGGACUCAAGCUUUGACUGUGAAUCUAAUCCAGAUCAGCCUUAUAUCCUGUUUGACUCUGGAACUGAAGACGGGAAAAGUGAUUCAGAAACAUUUUAUUUGGAUCCAGAUCCAGAGCAGACCAUGGUGAUCGAGUUGGACCCUGAAGCAGAAGCAGAAGUAGAAGCAGAAGCAGAUCAGGAUCGAAGCCUCCAGCUGGAGGAUAAAUUUGAAACUAAAUGUGAAGCCGAUAUAAUGGAUGUUAAUCAAGAUCAGAGGCCUGAUUUCUGCAGCUCACAGGAAAAGGAGGAGUCAUCCAUCCAGCAGUCAGAAGCUGGAGCUGGGACUGAGGAGAUGGAGAGUGAAGAUUUCUGUGCUGUUUGUCUGAACGGAGGAGAUCUGCUCUGCUGUGACCGCUGCCCUAAAGUUUACCACUUGGCCUGUCACAUUCCUUCUCUGAUCUGCUUUCCUCUAGGCGACUGGGUUUGUACAUUGUGCAGAACGGACCAGGAGCCAGUGGAGGCCUACGACUGUGAGAACAUGCACUCCUGUGGGGGAAUCAAAGCGCCUUACACUUUAUCCAGCCAGGACCAGAGGAGGUGUGAGAAGUUAACUCUGCUGUUGUACUGUCACAGGCUCAGUGCUCCGUUCCAUGAACCUGUCAGCCCUCUGGCACGAAACUACUACCAGAUCAUCAAGAGGCCCAUCGACCUGUCAGUGAUCCGCAGAAAACUGGACAAGAGCAACACUCUCCACUACUUCACUGCCGAGCAGUUUAUAGAUGACGUCCUGCUGAUGUUCAAGAACUGCUCUACUUUCAAUUACCCAGACUCAGAGGUGGCCCAAGCUGGUCAAAAUUUGGAGGUGUUUUUCUUGAGAAAACUGAAGGACAUUUUUCCUGACCGGACGUUCCCAUCAGCCAGCCAGGACAGAACGGUCGGAGCUCGCCUCCAGUGGCUCAACAGGAAGAGGAAGGAAAACUACAGGAAAAAGAGAUACGUGUUUAGUGGGAAAAAAUAUUACCUGUAAUUUACAUUUCAUUAGUUUUGUUAGACGGUCUUCCAUUCCUGGAAAAUAUGAUAAAAAUGCAGUUUUGUAAAACUGCAGCAUUCACUUGCUUUUUUAUAAUGAAAAAACAUAUUAGUAGGAGCUAAUGUUAUGUCACCUUUCUGUUAUUUUCACAAUUUCAAACAUAAGCAUUUUUCAAGGAGACAUCUGUUAUUUACAGCUUUGGAAUAAAAUCAGUGACAUUAUUUAUGGUUGUCUGAGGAACAUAAAGUCAUACACAUCAAACAUUCUCCUCUUUGUUUAGCAGAAUAGAAAGAUUUUCACAUUUAGGAAAGUAAAUUCACUUUGUAUAUGUACUGUAUGUUUUCAGCUUUGUUUCAGUUUGAACUUUAUUAUUGUUGAUUGGUUGAUUGUUGAUCACUAUUAUUAAAUCAGAGCCUCAGGAGUCCCUGUGUAGGUGGGAAGAGAUCUAUAAGUAUCAGUAUACUACAUGGUAACAUAGCUUUCCUCCUUUUCAUAAAAUGUACUUGGUAGAGACACUGUAUAUUUUUGCCAGCAGCAACUUAAUGUGCUGUAUGUGCCUACAAUGUUAGUGACAAAUGUAUAUAAAUAUGUUUAGAUUUUAUUUUUUUUUAGCAAGGGAAAUUUGCUGUGGGGUGUUGUUCAUAUGUGCCUCUUCAGAUGCAUGCUCUUAUUCCACACCCUUUCCCCACCAGAGGGCAUGCUUGUAAGACUUUAUACUCAUAUCCACAUCAUUUUUCCACUUUUUAAUAUACAUUAAAAAUGCAGAAUCUUCAGUGAGACCUUUUAAGCUUAAGGGUUUGGUUUUUUUGUUUGUAUGUUUUUUUGCAUUUAUGUAAUUUAUAUGAUCUUUAUCCCUGAUAAUUUGGAGAUCGUUAGGGUUAUUUUUCCUAUAUAACAAUAAAAAAAAUAACUCAUUUAGCCACA